GAUAACUUGCCAAGAGGCAACUACUUGUGGGUUUUAUGUUAACUUUUUUUAUUUACUCAUGAUGAUGUGAGUCGUUUCUUGUAUAUUCUUAAAGGAUGGCUACGUCUACAAUGUUCUCAAGAUGUCAGACAGUGGAUUAUUGCAACUAUGAGUUUGAUUAUCAGGCAGUUUACUGGUUGAUUAAACACCCCAACUCAUUCCAGUUCUGGGAAGAAGCAAGAAAGAAUGCAUGCCUGGGAAACUUACAUACUGCACGACUUGAAGCAGCAGGAAAGAAACAGUUUGAUUUGGAGAAAAAGAACAGGAAAUCAUGGAAAGGCUCAUUGUUUUCCUGGUUGGAGACAGACAAGAAACAUAAAUCGACCAAGCAACCAACGAAGGGAUCCACCGUUCCUAAGCCAAGGCGUCAACAUUUUCCGGGUCCAGUCCAGGGCCAGGGAGCUGUAGGUGGCAUUAUGACUGCCAGAGCCCAGAGGGCAGCAUCUGGCCCCCUAAUCAGUCUCUUCAGUUCAACAAAGAGGGCAGACGAGUAUGAGGUGCCCUAUAUGUGUCUUGGCCAGCAGCUUAAUAGUCCUCAGAAGUUUCAUUCUUAUGGGCCUGUUUACUUGGUAAAGUAGCAGCAAAUCAAAAGUAAACCUCUUUAGUGUCUUGUUUACGGAGUUUUAUGCUAAUCAAUAGCACGAUUAAUGAAUGUCGGUCGGAUAAGUGUGAAUCCUUGUUUUGGUGGGACAAGGCAGCUGCUAGAUAUUGUCUGUCCAUCUGUGUAAAACUACAUAUGAUUUGCUUGAAGUUGGCUAAACAUGGCAGUCGAGACUGAUUGAUGCACUUUAAUGAACAAGAAAAUUGUUCCAUGUAUAAGGACUGAAUUAUUUCGACAUAAUGCUUGGAUAUUUCCAGCUUCCUGAAUGAGAAAUGAGAGAGGAAAUAGAGCGUCUGCAUGAGCUCAAGUCUCAAUCAGAUGAUUUUUCUCAUAAAUUCCACCAUAAGUACACUAUGUCUCCUGAGAAUCAAAUCAAGCACAAAAAGAAAGAAAAAAACCACAUUGGAUUAUCCAAAACAGCCAAAGAACCAUACGUCAAUAACUCUAGAGAAAGAUACGGCUUCUCAUUGUCACAGUUCUGCAACACAUAAUAGCUACUGUGUGGACGAAUUCGCUGAAUCUUUCUUGUCUAACACUCUUCUGUGAGAGAAGAUGGUAACAUUCACUUCCACAAACAGAGAAGCAAAACCUAUAUUUAUACACGAAACAGCAUAUUCAAUUUCCAUGCUGUAUGAAACAGGUUUUCUAAACAAGAACCAAUUUUUCUGUCUAAAACAGGACUCAAAAGAUACAGGUAGCACGCGGCUACCUUUCAUCUUAAUCAAGAAUUAAAGAACCUUGAACAAAUAAACACGAUUAACGGACAUUUUAAUCAUCUUCAGGUCUACCAAUAAGUGGACGUUCAGUUCCACUCUGAAUGCAGCCAAAUCUUAUGUGAACUGGAAGAGUUCAUCAAAGCCAAAUGGCCAAACUGACAAAAAACCAUUAAUUCUGAUGACCUGCAACUUGCACGUCAAUCCCUUGGAUCCAACCAACGAACAAAAUUAGCAUUCCUUCCAUCAAUGCAUAGAAAGAAGGAAUCAACUUUGGCCUCUACCUCCUUGUUCAAGAUCCAAAUUUCUUGGGCUUGAAGGAUUAACUCUU
Molecule: messenger RNA, 1684 nt
Organism: Sesamum indicum (sesame)
Lineage: Eukaryota; Viridiplantae; Streptophyta; Magnoliopsida; Lamiales; Pedaliaceae
Source: RefSeq, a predicted model, not a curated record